UUGGUCAUUUUAUUUUGGUAACCCGGCCGUCACUCGACGUCAUAAUCCUGCGACUGUUUAUAUGCGACAUACCAUCAUGGCUCUGUUUCCAGCUUUUGCAGAAGUAGAGUGUGACAAAGUUGAUGAUUCGACGAAAGAAUUAGACUGGCUGAAUAAUAAGAGUUUUCAGACUGGAGAUGCCCUCUCUCUUCACAGUCGGUUUCUAGAGAGGAACAGUGAGAGGCUGAACGAGAAAGAAUCAAGUGUAGGCAGAGAGGUGAGCACUGAAGAGGAGCAGAAGGAAGAGGGUAAUGUUCCAUCCAAGAGGAAGAAAAAAAAGAGUGAGAAGAAGAGGAAAAAAAAGAAAAAACACAAAAAGAAGAGUGGAAGGUAUUCCAGCAGCGGUGGGUCUGACUCUGAAACCGUUUACCCCAGUGACCUUAAAAGGGAAGAAGAGGGCAGCAGACCCCAGGCUGCUCCAUUAUCAAGUCGUUUCUCAUGGUUGGACGACCUCCAGUCGCCCACAGAGCAGCCGUUCUGUGUGGACCGUAAAGCGGACACAGCUAACUGGACGUACAAGUCCCUGUACAGAGGGGAUGUAGCCAGGUAUAAGAGGAAAGGCAGCUCAUCCUUGGGUCUGGACCCUCUCAAGCAGGGAGUCAGCUGGGAGGAGUCAGAGUCAAAUAAGAGACACAAAGGCGGGGACAAGAAGAAGGCAGCAGACAGAUACUUCUCUACAGUCAGUCGCCAGCUGUUGAGGUCUGAGCCCCCUGUUCCUACAUUACCUACGAUUCCUGACUGCAGUGAUGCCAUCAGCCCCACCUCCUUCCUCCCGCUGGGUGACAAUGAGGAUAACAAAGAAGAAGAGACUGGCGUCAGAGUGCAGACAUCAUCAGCAAACCCCCUCGGUGUGUAUGACUCCUCCACGGCUCUCUGGCUGCAGGGGAAGGGACAGCAGGUGCAGACAGAGCCGCAGAAGCAGGACACACCAACGGAGAAGGCUGGGAGGACUGAAGAGUUUAACAGGCGGCUCAGAGAGCAGCCGGCAGACACACAGUUAUGGGUACAAUUCAUACGAUACCAGGAUGAGCUGACUGCAACAGUGUUUGGAAUGGAGGAGGAGCAACAGGGCAAGGACCCGUCUGAGCGCUGUAAGUCCUCCCACCGAGCAGUCCUGGAGAAAAAGCUGAGCAUUGCAGAGCGCGCUGUGGCCACAAACCCAAGCUGCGUAGCUCUGCAGCUGGAGAGGCUCAGGAUCUGCCAAGAGCUCUGGGAGCCAUCACUUCUGACUAAAGAGUGGAAGAAGCUGGUGUUCAUCCACCCAAACAGUGCCCCCUUGUGGAGAGAAUAUCUGUUGUUCACACAGAGCUACUUCAGCAACUUCACUGUGUCCAAGGUCAACUCUGCCUAUGGGAAAUGUCUCAGCACGCUUAGUGCUGUGCGGGAUGGCAGCAUGGUCUCUCACCCAGCCCUGCCAGGGAUUGAAGAGGAUAUGUUGGAUAUCUUCACUCAACAGUGUCAUUUCCUGCGACAGUCUGGUCACUCAGAAAAGGCAAUUUCCCUGUUUCAGGCUAUGAUCGAUUUUACUUUCUACAAACCUGACAGUGUACGAGAACUGUCCACCAAACAGCAGGUUGAGUUCUUUGAGCCAUUUUGGGACAGUGGGGAGGCCAGGGUUGGAGAGCUGGGGGCCAGAGGUUGGAAAGCCUGGAUGCUCCAACAAGAGCGAGGAGGGUGGCUGCAGCCCAGUGCAGAGGAAGAAGAGGAUGAGGAAGAGGACGAGGAGGAGGUUAAGGAUCGGAGCCAGCCCAGACAUACAAUCUGGUUGGAUGUGGAGUCAUCUCGGGAAGCAGCUCACUGGCUGCCUUGGCGGCCUGACAAAUCUAAGGGCCAAUCAGAAGAGGACUGUGAGGACCCAGACAGACAGGUGUUGUUUGAUGACAUCGGUCCCUCCCUCAUUUGUCUGUCUACACCAGAGCUCCAGCUCCGUCUUCUUCUCCAUUUCUUGUCAUUCCUUGGGCUGCCCAUUGACCGCGUGCUCUCUGCCACCCCCUGUCAGCCUGGUCUGCUGCUGGAGAACCUUUCAUUCCUCACUCAGGGUAAUGACCUCCGGCGUCCUCUGACCUCCCAUGACCUACCUGACCUUGGGAUCAACUCUGUAGGUCACAUGACCACUCUCCAGGGAACAAGGAAGUUUGCAGGGCUCGGGAAACAGGGCGAGACAUUUGUCACCAAUGUGUUAAAUAUGCUCCAGCCUGUCCUUCCUGCCCCCCACCGAGCCGCUCUGUCACUUAGCUGGAUGCAGUAUGAAAAAUUCAAGGUCUUACACUGCCUGCAUGGCAGCAACAAAAAGCGUCUCCGCUCUCAGGGCAAGAGAAGCAAGCGGGUUUCAAAGCAGCUGCUCAAAGAACCCGACAACCGCUCGUCGUUGGUGCUGUGGCGGGAGUACGCCCACCUGGAGUGGUUACUGGGCAACCUCGAUGAGGCUCGCAAAGUCUUCUCCACGGCCACAGUGAUGGGGGGAGCCAAAGGGCUUAAGAGCCCCAGCCUCUGUGAGCUGUAUCUGCUGUGGGCUCAGCUGGAGGUGGAGGACGGCGCAGGUGUGCAAGCAGGAGGAAUAACUGCUGUCACCGUGUCCCCAGCUGUAUGUGUGCUAACCAGGCUAGCAGAAGGAACCUGCCCAUCCUCCUCGUCAUCCUCCCAGGCCCCGUCUCCGGUUUCCAUCCUGAAAGCCAGGAAGUCGUAUGAGCAAGCGCUGACUGCGGGCUUGUCAGCCCUGGACCCAAACCUCCACAACCCUCAGGCCUGCAGAAAAGGUCAAGACGACCUGCCUAGGCUGAGGGCCCUGGUGGGCUGCUACGCCUUGUUCCAGUACCUCACCAUGGGCAUCCAAGCAGCUAACGCCAUCUACAGCCAGGCUAGAGAGACCAUGGAGGCGCUGCACCAAAAACUAAUACUUAAUAAGCAGCUCAACAGUAAUGAGGAAGCCAACCUUGCUAGCACCAGCCAUACCAGCAGCCUCCAUGUUAACAGGCUAGCUUCUGAGUGUGAGGCGUUAGCAGUGCAGCAGGCAGCGUUGCUAAGGUACCACAAUAGCAUCAGUGUGUUUCCACUGGCGACGCUGAGAGAGACAUUGACCUCUUCCCUCUCCACCUGGCCCAGUAGCGCCCCUCUCUGGAGCAUAUAUGUACAGGUAGAGAACCGUUACCAUAGUGCUGGCCGGGCACGGCGUUUUUUUCACUCUGUAACCAGGAACAACAGCAGUGUGGUACCACGCCUCUUUGCCAUUUUUGCUGAACAACAAAGGAAGCAGCUGGUGGAUGCUGCUCUGAGGUCUGGUUUCCAUGAUGCUGCCCUUCCUAUCCUGCCUGAGAAUGGCCUCAGCAACCGUGUCCGUGGACUGUUUGAAAGAACCAUAUCAACAGAGACGUGUUCUCACUGUCCUUUACUUUGGAGGAUGUACAUGCACUUCCUGUUGUCUGAUGGGCAGGUGGAUAAAGCCAAAGGAAUCUUCUACAAGGCCUUACAGAAUAUUCCCUGGGCUAAGGGUUUGUACAUGGACGGAGUGCAGCUGUUCCCUGAGCAUCUGCAGGAGUUUGUAGAUCUUAUGACAGAGAAGGAACUCCGACUCCGACUGCCUUUAGAGGAACUGGAUAUACUACUGGAGGACUGAAAACGUGUACACACACACUCUGUGAUGAAAACUCUGAUGCGUACACACAUAAGUUUCAGUGUGAAACUGUUGUGCUUCAGUGAUGUUUUUAAAGAUGGGCGUGAAGCUAUUCUUCAGACUUUGUAUAUUGCUUUAUUUUCACAGAAAACCACCAGCUCUGUGUUUUAGUACCAGAUACAGUCAAUAAAUGUGUUUCUCUGUUCUG
Messenger RNA from Acanthopagrus latus (yellowfin seabream), 3857 nucleotides. It is a transcript of the gene nrde2, whose product is annotated as NRDE-2, necessary for RNA interference, domain containing. The transcript has 19 exons. NCBI's taxonomy places the organism in Eukaryota, Metazoa, Chordata, Actinopteri, Spariformes, Sparidae. Gene Ontology annotation, biological process: negative regulation of RNA catabolic process; regulatory ncRNA-mediated post-transcriptional gene silencing; RNA processing. The record is from RefSeq and is a predicted model, not a curated record. Gene Ontology annotation, molecular function: protein binding. Gene Ontology annotation, cellular component: catalytic step 2 spliceosome. The coding region runs from base 62 to 3652 and encodes 1196 amino acids.